Messenger RNA from Bombyx mandarina (wild silkworm), 6627 nucleotides. RefSeq names its product GTPase activating protein and centrosome-associated (gene GAPcenA). Lineage: Eukaryota; Metazoa; Arthropoda; Insecta; Lepidoptera; Bombycidae. Gene Ontology annotation, molecular function: small GTPase binding; GTPase activator activity. Gene Ontology annotation, biological process: regulation of GTPase activity. The record is from RefSeq and is a predicted model, not a curated record.
AUUCGAAAUCAAGCCAUCAAAAAUCAAAAUUGGAAAAAUAUAACUUGCGUCUUACGGCUGAAGAAUUUAAAGAAAUUUCGGAAAUAUAGUGUAUGUCUGUUUAAAACUACAAUGCUUUGUUCUCGCAAGAGAACCUAAUCGUCCAUGGCGUGCAGUAAUGGAGUUCAAUGAAUAUCAGACAAGACAAGUCUCGCAUUCAGUAGAUGUUUAUUCUACCGUUCGUUCACGGUCGCAAAGUUCCUCACCUGUGCUUUGUACGAAUGUGUCUUGCGAUUUGGAGGACAUUUUGAGCGACGCCAUAGCAGAAACAUUACAAAGCUCUCUCCGUGUAAGUCACGGUCAGUUGGUGAGCCAGGAACUUUCUAUUCGACCAGAAGCCAAUAUUGAAGCCAACGUUCCAGAAGAUCUUGAUUUAUUUCAAGAAAUAUUUGAAGUUGAUAGUGAGUCUGAACCAAGAAUGGGAGAUUCUAAUGGAGCUCCAGUGCAGAACAAUGUAUUGAAAGAGCAGGAUUCGUGUCGUCUCGUCGGUGGCUCAAAGUUCUAUGAAAUGGUCGAUGGCUCGCCAUCUGCCGAUACGUCCACGCCGUCACCAACAGAGAAGCAUGAUCAUAUGAAGCCGAUAGAGAGCGACGAUGAAGUUUCGGACGUGGAUCAAGAAUGCACAGUGUUCAGCGGCGUCAGUUACCUGGGAGCCCAGAACAUUUCGGAUCCGAAGUGCGAAAGCGACAUCCAGCGGAUUAUGAAGGAACUAAGUUCGAUGCCCGAGAGCAGGGACGGAAUCGCGGUGUCGAUAUCGAUACCUGUGUGCUCGCAAGGAUUGGUUGUGCUGUACCAGGCGGAUUCUAAUAGCGUGAUGGCGCGCUACGCCGUCAAUCGCAUUUCGUUCUACGCUCGCGGCGCGGUCGGUUCGCCGGUCGCUUCGUGCUUCGCGUUCACCUGGUCCCACGGCGAGACCAAGGAAUCCGCAGUGUACAGGUGCCACGUGUUCCGCUGUCACAUCGCUGAAGCUGUCACACAAGUGUCAAGUUGCUUCGCCAAGGCUUUCGAGCGUGUUCCUAGAUCUAUGACGUCAUCUAUAGCCGGCGAGCUGAGCGCGGCGCCCUCUAUGACCGGUUCGCUUAUUGAAGGUCUAGGACCCGCCGCUCCACCGAUGCAGCUCAUGCACGUAUUGGAAUGCACCGUUGAUAUCAAGGAAGCGGAUGCUAAGGGAACGUUUAGCCAUGUUCCGAAGGAGCGUCUCGGUUUCAAACUGCGUGGUGGCAUCGACAAGCAAGUGACUAUCAAUGUCCAACAGGUCACUAAUAAUGUUCAGACUGAAGUAGACGAGGCACAGAGUGGCUACACCGGCGGCCUGUAUAUCGAAAGAUGCUUUGGGAUACUCCUCGCUCCGGGACGCAGCGUUAAACAUUCAGACAUGAGACUGCUAGAAAUGGUGAGCGGAUCAUCGGGAGGUUCGGGUUGUUCGGUGUGCGCGCUGUGGAACGCGGGCGAGUCCGCACUCGCGGCCUUCAACGUCGCCAGCGGGGACGGGGCUCCGGCUUACAUGUCUCUGGCGCUCGACCUCGUCAUACGGGGCAUCCCUGACCCCCUCAGGUUGAUCAUAGAGACUCCGGUGAAAGUGUUUCCGCCAACAGAAAGAUUUUGGUAUUAUUCGAAAAGACCUCUCGUUCAACAGUUUUACAUUAAUCUUAAAGAGUCCGUGGACCCUCUGGGUCAGCUCCAGUACGAGGUGGCGAGCGUGGAGACCGAGGGGGAACUGGACAAGUCCCGUUUGAACUUGCCGCUGUCGCUGUCCAGCCUGCUGCCGUCGCCGCUGUCCAGCGUGCCCGCCCCGCCAUCGCCCUCCGAACCGGACUCUGAUGGCGAUGAGCCGCUUCUGAGUGGAACUGGAGAAGUUUCUAAAGACUGUGGCGAAGACGUACUCGUAAACUGGGCCCAGGUGCUAAGAAGUUGGACUGGCCCGAGACCCAGAGCAUUGAACCACUUGGUGCGGGUCGGUGUGCCGGAAGCCCUCCGCGGGGAGGUGUGGCUCCGGCUGGCCGGCGUCGACCAGAACGAUAAACUAAUGGAGACCUACAGAACGCUAAUUAGUAAGGAGUGUCCGUUCGAGGCGGUGAUCCAGCGCGACAUCGCGCGCACGUUCCCGGCGCACGACUUCUUCCGCGAGGCGGGCGGGCUCGGGCAGGACUCGCUGCUGCGGAUGGCGCGCGCCUACGCCGUGUACGACCACGAGGUCGGCUACUGCCAGGGACUCAGCUUCCUGGCCGCCACGCUGCUGCUGCACAUGCCUGAAGAGCAAGCUUUCUGCCUUCUUGUCCGGCUAAUGUAUGGCUAUGGACUAAGAGAGCUAUACAAGGACGGAUUUGAAGCUCUCUAUAUGAGACUGCAUCAAUUAGAUAGGCUGAUCGAGGAACAAUUGACGGACUUACGUGCGCAUUUCCAAGAACUAGGUGUCGAACCGCAUAUGUUUGCAUCGCAAUGGUUCCUAACGGUGUUCACCGCGCGCUUCCCUCUGCCAUUGGUGUACCACAUUCUAGACGUGUUUCUGCUGCAAGGUAUCGACACGUUAUUCCAAGUUGCACUGGCGUUGCUCUCUAGGUCACGGAAGGACUUACUGACACACGAUUUCGAAGGGGUCCUGAAAUAUUUCAGAGUAACGCUGCCUAAGAAAUGUCGCGCUGAGGAGACAUCAAGACAGAUCAUCAAACUUGCGUGCAGCAUCAAAGUGAAAAGACUCAACAAAUAUCAGUUGGAAUAUGAGAAGUUUAUCAAAGAAUCUGCUGAAAAAGAGAAAAUAAAUGUAGAAAUGGAACGAUUGAAAGUAAUCAACAAUCAAAUGCAACUAGAGAAAGAAACGCUCGAAACCCAAUUGAACGAGGCCCGCGCUAAUUACGAAGAAGCCGAGAAGGCGACGGCACACUACGCGUCCGUUGCUAGGGACUACAGAGAGAUCUGCGCAAGGCUCGACAGGCAGCUGCACGUCCUGCAGGACACCGUAAAAGAUUGUGUAACUUGCAGCAUGAAAUUAACACCGAAGGAUAAUAAAGAAGCAGAAAAAGGCGACGGCAAUCUCGAAGGCACAACGGAUACUGAGACUAGAUUAAGACAAAAAAUAUGCGACUUGGAACUCGAACUAGCUCAAGUGAAACUGGCACACGUGCAGGCGCAGUGCAGUAAUCAGGAACUCAGUCACCAGCUUAGUGCAGCUCUGAACGAGGUGCAAGCCGCGAUGAACAACCAAAAGCAAACCGUCGCACCUUGGCUAGUUCGAACACUUGGCUCCAUAAUGGACGCGGCACAGAAUAAAUCAACAUUCCAGACGUACAUACCGAAUUUUAAUCAAGAAUCUUCAACGCCCAUUCAUCGACAAGGCUCGUUUUCUAGUCAAAGCCACAACCCAGUGAACCUCGACAGACGAGUCUCUGAGCCGUACAGUCCUGAUGUUGUCCGAAGGAAGAAGGACCUCAACGCCAAGAGACAUUCGAUGCUCGUCGAGUCGAACAUGACCAAAGAGGCCAAAGAAGUGAAUCGGCGAAGUCAUGACGUCACGAUAGUGAAGAACAUCUCGAUGGGUUGACAAGCAUCGAUGUCCGACAUUAACACGUCAACGUCAAUGUCGACGUUUUAACGUUUUCGACUUGUAUCGAUAAGGGAACUGUCGGUGUAUAGAGUUGAAAUUUGCCAGUAUCGAUAUAAUUUUAUCGAUUCGAGUGCUUACAAAUAUAUAAUUGUAGGCGUCCUAUCGAUAUAGCCGUCGAUAAAUUUUGAUUGUUUCGUACGUAGUGGGGCAUAUUAUUUAUUAUAUUGCCGAAAUUGUAUAAACAAAAAUAUAGCACAUAAAAUAUAACGGAAUAAGUCGUUUCAUAUUGCUUCUAACUUGAGGUGUAGAUAACAAGUGCACAGAUUAUUAUUGUAUAACAGUAUAUUUACACUAGUCAUAAUGUAUUGUAGUCGAGUGUUUAUAGGGAUGGUUAAAUGAUAUUCGGUUAUGUUCUGUUUAACUAAUUCGCUAAUGUCACUUUACAAUGAGAAAAAAGACAUGCUACGUUUCUAUUGGCUAAGCUUUUUAAAACAAACUGCCCAAUACUCCUUAUCGAUCGUAAUGUCUUUCUCGAGCUAUCUGUAUCGAUUUUUUAGUAUUCGAAUUAUAGUACGACAAUGUCAGCUUAGCCAAGUAGAGCACUUCGCAUAGCGCAGCAUAGCCUGAUGUUGUUUAGUCACCCUAAUACCAAAAGUUAUCUAUACGAAUGUGCAAAGUCAAUAUCUCGAUAAACGAUUUUCGUAUUUCUCUUAUGUUUUUCUCAUGACAUUUUUUUGUAAUGAUGAAUGCUAUUAAAAUUCGUAAAGUGGCUUCACUGUUCUUUUUUUAAAAUCUGAUAUAUUUGUGAUGCGGGCCGAUUAUUUCACUAUUACAAAAAAAAAGCUAUGUGGAAAAUUCGCCGAAAGUGAACUUAUAACGCGUCUACGAUGGCUGAUUAGUUUAACGCGAUACAUCCACGCCUGUCUUAAUUUUUGUGAGAUAUUGUAAAGUCACAUUUGUGAAGUUAGCUUUGUCGUAGUUGAUAGAUUCAACUGUAACUGAUAUAAAAGAUGUUAUGAAGGAAGCUUUGAUAUCGCUUAACCGCCAGCGGGUGCGUGCUUUUGUGUUGGUCCUGUGUAUUUCAACUGAAAUAUUUUCGAGUGUACUGGAAUGUCAAGUUUAAAUGUGUCGUUUAGCGCCUCUGGUGUUAUAACGUGGAACUACGUUUUUUUAUAUUUUUUUAAAAUUCUGCCUUGUAAAAAGACGUACUGGUCGCAAAAAAAGAUUAAUAUCUUGUCAGAAGAUAAUAUUUAAAUGGCUCGAUUUGUAUUGUGUGUUUGCUUAACGAGAAAGUUGAGUUUAAAAUACAAAUAUAUGAAAGUUGUUUAGUAGAGGGAAUGUAGAAAAAAAAUUAUUUCUUUUUCAUUAGCCCAAUGUAACUCCAAUAACAAUUCUAUGUCAUGCGUGAUCUGCGUUCUCGGAUGAGACCAGGUGACCUUGUCCAAUAUUACUGAUUUAAGAAAUUUAGCUUCCUAAAACGACAUUAGCAAAAAAAUCUUAGUCAAGUAAACUUAAUGUAAUUUUCUGUUCAUGUGAGGUUAGUCGUACAUCCCUGCUUCGGCAACAAUCUAUAUUUCCUGUAUUAAAACAAUUCAUACAUAAUUUGUUUUGCCAGAAGAAUCUCAAAAUUUUGUACUUAAAUUUUCAAGGCGCAUGAUAUUUAUCGUUGUCUAAUCAAAUAAAUUAAAAAUAAAACCGAACAUAAGUACUGAAAGAGUUGAAUGAUCACGUCUACUUGCAGUUUCAAAGCGGAAUUUCGAAACACGAAGGGACCCUAAUGAAUAAAAGUAGAAUUAUACAUAUUAUUGAAUAAUAUUUAAAUAUUUAUAUUAUAUAAUAUACAAGUUAAUUUAUUAUGUAUGUAUGUAGCAUGCUUGUAUUUACUUAUGAUUAGAAAAUUAGAAAUUGUUUGUUUCGUGUGAUCUGAUUGUCUUAUGAAAAUCGUUUAAUAUAUUAAUGAAUGUGAUUAUUAUUGUGUUGUAGAAUAUUGCUGGUUGAAGAAUUGCAUUUCGGAAUACUUACAGAGUAGUAUGUAAACACGGAAAGCCGUGAAAUUCGUAUUGGUAACAAAUGAGUCAUAGUUUUUCAUUAAAGUAAAUAUGAGACUUCGGAUUUAAACAUGGAACCCAACUUUCUUUAUAAAAAAAAUCAUUAUAGUAUAUUUUUACAAAUUUAAUGGGGAUUUUUUUGUGGUGAAUUAUGUGUUAUAAACCCGUAUCGGUUGCUGCUGCGAUGCUAUAUAAAUGAUAUUAUUAUAAAUAAUUGAGACUAUGGUCAGUGUGCUUAGUGCGAGUUUUCUAAAGUUCUCGAUAGCGUAAAAGUUAACUCAAAUUUGUAUGCAGUUGAAACAGCGCCCCUAGCGGCAAACGUAGGCAAAUGUUGCAACUCCAUAAAAAUUCGACUUGACUUUUACUCUAUCGAGAACGUUAAAAAACUCGCACUAAGCACAAUGGUCAUAGUGGAUCAUAGACAUAGUGGAGUAACCAUUUCAUACCAGGUGAUAGAAUAUUAUUAUGUUCUAUAAUUUAAUGUUUUAUUAAUGAUGGUUGUUUGCGAUAACUAGGGCCGAUUUCAAAAUUGUAAUAAUGAUAUUGCUCGAUUGAUAUUAAAUUUAGUUUUAUUAGAAUAGUACUAAAGAUUUUACCAACUUGAAAAUAGAAUAUACAGAAUAAGGAUUCUGAGUGAGAACAGAAACGGAAUAUUGUUUACAUAAUUAAACGUGAAAUUGAAGAUUUGGAAAAGGAGAGAGGAAGACAUGAGUUAAAGGUAAAAGAUAAACUGCAAUAUGCAAAAGGGAAGCAGUAAAUGAAAAUCUUGAGAGGGACCGUUGAUGUCACAUAUUCGUAGUUUCAUAUUUAGGACUUUAGCUACAGUAACGCCAUCUUGAUUUUCCGCGCACACUUAGUAAAUGUGAUUGGUUUUCACUUCCUCCUCAACAAAAAAGUUAUGUUAUGUAUAUAUUUAAUUUUAUGGGAACAAAUUAUAUUCAAUUUUAUUAGGUUAUUACAUUUUUACUACAUAUCGUCGCUGUCAAAACAAAAUCUGCU